AUGAUGAACAUAGUUAUCCAGGUCGUCGGCUCAAGAGGUGACAUCCAGCCUUUUGUUGCGCUAGGAAUCGCCCUCAAAGAAGCAGGCCAUCGUGUCCGUGUUGCGACACAUGAGACAUUCCGUUCAUUCAUCCUGGAAGUAGGCCUAGAGUUCUUCAACAUCGGCGGAGAUCCUCGAAAGCUAAUGGCCUACAUGGUGAAAAACCCCGGCCUUCUUCCUAGCAUGGAAACCAUCCGAAAAGGAAGUAUCUCAGAGAAAAGAGAAGAUAUGCGCGAGAUUCUUCAGGGAUGCUGGCGAUCAUGUUUCUUGCCAGAUGAAAAUGACGACCCGGCAGCAACGCCAUUCCUGGCAAAUGCCAUCAUUGCGAACCCGCCUUCUUUUGCACAUGUGCACUGUGCGGAGAAGCUGGGGAUUCCGCUUCAUCUCAUGUUCACAAUGCCCUGGUCCCCGACACAAGCAUUUCCCCACCCUCUCGCCAAUAUUCAAUCUUCAUCGUUAGGAGAGAAGAUCACGAAUUAUCUGUCUUACAUGCUUCUAGAAGAACUGAUAUGGGAAGGCCUAGGAUAUACGAUUAAUUCAUUUCGACGCAAGACUCUCGGCUUGCCCCAAAUUGACAGAUCGUCAGGACCAAAUCUGGUGGCACGUUUGGGGAUUCCGUCCCCAGCUUUAAUACCCAAGCCCGAUGACUGGGGCGCCAGGAUCUCAGUUUCGGGAUUUUACUUUCUACCUCCCGCUGUAGACUACAUACCGCCAACAACACUGCAGGCCUUCCUAGACGCAGGAAGACCCCCCAUUUACAUCGGAUUCGGAUCAAUUGUUGUUGAUGAUCCGAAAUACCUCACCGAACUACUACUGGAAGCCGUCCGACUCGCCGGCGUACGAGCUGUGCUCUCCACAGGAUGGAGCGGAUUAGGCGACAUAAAGAUGCCACCCGAAGUCCUCACCGUCGCAGACUGUCCCCAUAACUGGAUCUUCGAGCGCGUCUCUUGUGUGGUACAUCAUGGCGGAGCAGGAACAACCGCAGCAGCGAUUGCAGCGGGGAAACCAUCGGUGGUCGUGCCUUUCUUUGGCGACCAGCCUUUCUGGGGGAAUAUGAUUGCGCGAGUCGGAGCGGGAUCUGAGCCUAUUCCGUUUAAGAAAUUAACAGCUGAGAAAUUGGCGGAUGCGAUUGGGUUUGCGCUGAGAUGUAAUGUGCGGAAGAUGUCACGGUCGAUAGGGGAUGUUAUUAAUGACGAGGAUGGGGUGCAGGCCGGUGUAAGGUCUUUCCAUCAGCAGUUGGAUUUGUCGAUGUUGCAGUGUUCUCUUACACCGAUGAGUGCGGCGACAUGGCGGGUGAGAAAGACGGAUAUUAAGCUUGGGUCGACUUCUUCUGCGCUCUUGAUGGAUAUGGGGUUACUUGAUUUGGAUAAGCUUGAGCUUUACAAGAUCCAUGUUGGACCACGAAAUCCCGUAACUGGUAUCGCCCUGGCGAUAUUUGAUUCAACUGGGUCGGCCAUUAAAGGGUGCGGAGAAAUUGGUUCGUCUAUGAGCUGGAAUUUUGAGAAAGCAACUCGCGAAGAGGAUGUCCAUUUCCGAGAUUCGAGAGCUGGUACUUUCGUGAAGGGUUUCUGUCGGGCUUCGUCAAGUCUGGUGCGUGCGCCGGUUCAUAUGGGAAUGGCGUUUACGCAGGGUCUACACAACUCCCCGAGGAUCUGGGGGGACAACGCAAUAAGGCCGCUUGAGACGGUUCAAGAUUUCCCCAGUGGACUGAAGACUGGCGGGAAGCUAAUGUGCUUGGAUGUCUACGAAGGCAUGACAAGCUUCAUCACAUAUCCCGCCUCCAGUGCCCGACGACAUAGUGUGCUGAAGGUAUUGUCUGGCGUUGGGAUUGGCAUACUGUCUGGUCUCUGUAAGACAGUCUCUGGUAAUUCUGCCUUUGCCUCGCUCAAAAUCAGUCACUUACAUUCAUCAGGACUAUCAGCCAUCAUCACCUAUCCACUGGGUGGCUUGGAAGUGGAAGCCACUCACUAUUUCUCACGGAAACACAUCUCAUCCUUGGAUAUCCAACUAGUGAAACAAGGACGGAGUGAAUAUGAGAAAUUAAGCGACGAGCAGCGUGCUGCCAUUGUUCAAAAAUUCAAGGAAGCGACGUCAGGUUUGAAGAAGAAACGAUUUAAGAACAAGAUUGGAAGGGGUAAGAAGGUCAAUAUGGCGAAACCGAGGGUCAAAGAAUGA
Penicillium atrosanguineum is the source of this 2214-nucleotide messenger RNA. RefSeq names its product glycosyltransferase. Gene Ontology annotation, molecular function: hexosyltransferase activity; UDP-glycosyltransferase activity. Lineage: Eukaryota; Fungi; Ascomycota; Eurotiomycetes; Eurotiales; Aspergillaceae. Gene Ontology annotation, biological process: carbohydrate metabolic process. Bases 1 to 2214 code for a protein of 737 amino acids. The record is from RefSeq and is a predicted model, not a curated record. The transcript is spliced from 5 exons.